AUAAAACGGGUUUUAAAGAUCCGACUCCUCUUCCUCCCUCCCAAACCCUACGCCCUCCCACUCUCUUCUUCCUCCUCAUCACGCGUCGCCGCCUGCUCCCGCCUGCUCCGCCGCUGCUCUGCCGCCUGCUCGGUUGCUGCUCGGCCGCUUAGUUUAUCAAGUUGAAGAGAAGGAGAAGAAAAUGGUGUGCAUUCGACAGGCAACCGUAAAUGAUCUGCUAGCAAUGCAGGCAUGCAACCUGCUAUGCCUACCGGAGAACUACCAGAUGAAGUACUACCUUUAUCACAUCCUCUCCUGGCCUCAGCUCCUCUUUGUUGCAGAGGACUAUGAUGGACGCAUUGUCGGAUACGUCCUCGCCAAGAUGGAGGAGGAUGCUUCGGAGCCUUGCCACGGCCACAUCACCUCUCUCGCUGUUCUUCGCACCCACCGUAAGCUUGGUCUUGCCACCAAGCUCAUGACUGCUGCCCAGAAUGCCAUGGAGUCUGUUUUUGGGGCUGAGUAUGUGUCUCUUCAUGUCCGUCGCAGCAACCGUGCUGCCUUCACUCUCUACACCUCCAGCCUCAGUUAUCGCAUCCAUGAUGUGGAGGCCAAGUACUAUGCUGAUGGGGAGGAUGCCUAUGACAUGAGAAAACAGCUGAAGGGGCGUCCGCAUGGCCAUAGCCACAGCCAUGGCCACCAUCACCACCACCAUGGAGGCUGCUGCUCAGGGGAGUCUAAGGCUGCAUCUUUUGUAGAUGUCAGUGUAGCAGUUGAUCCAGCUGCUGGCGCAUCUGGCUCCAAUUCAUUAGCUUCAGUUCCAGCUUCAGCUGCUGGGGAGUGAGAAACUUGUGUUUUAGGUACACUUGGUGACUUGGAUGCUUUUUCAUGUGUGUUUUCCAGUUUCUUUUUUGUCUGAGAUUCAUCGUUUAGAAUGCUUAAACACUAUUGGUCAUGCUUUUUGUUUGUGUUGAAUAUUUAAGUACUGAUCUUAUAAUUGUGCUAACUUACAUUCUCUGUU
Zingiber officinale is the source of this 997-nucleotide messenger RNA. RefSeq names its product N-terminal acetyltransferase A complex catalytic subunit NAA10-like. The record is from RefSeq and is a predicted model, not a curated record. Gene Ontology annotation, cellular component: NatA complex. NCBI's taxonomy places the organism in Eukaryota, Viridiplantae, Streptophyta, Magnoliopsida, Zingiberales, Zingiberaceae. Gene Ontology annotation, biological process: N-terminal peptidyl-glutamic acid acetylation. The transcript has 2 exons. Bases 182 to 820 code for a protein of 212 amino acids. Gene Ontology annotation, molecular function: protein-N-terminal-glutamate acetyltransferase activity; protein N-terminal-serine acetyltransferase activity.